GAAAGUUUGUAGAUUGUUGUGUUGUGAUGAGUCCGCUCCGUGUACAUUGUAUGAGAGGAGGGGGCCCGAGCAUGGCCGGGGGGGCCCAUCACUGAUACUGCAUGGGAUGGGGGUCCUAGGAUGGAGGGACACACCUCACCCCAAUAUUAUUAUUACCUUAUAUAUGACACUUCAUGUCAUGUCCGGAUCAGCAUUGUCACCUAUGGAGGGGAUCAGGAGCUACACCUGGCAACACAGCAAAGAACACCUCCUGGAUCACACAUCAGUCAUCCAUCACCCUCACCUCAAGGAUCAGACAUCACCCUCUGUCAUCCAUCACCCUGAUCUCCUGGAUCAGACAUCACCCUCUGUUAUCCAUCAUCCUCACCUCAAGGAUCAGACAUCAUCCUCAUCCUCUGUCAUCCGUAACCAUGAUCGCCUGGAUCAGACAUCAUCCUCAGUCACCCCUCACCUCAAGGAUCAGACAUCAUCCUCAUCCUCUGUCACUUAUCACUCUGACCUCCUAGAUCAGACAUCAUCCUCAUCCUCUGUCAUCCGUAACCACGAUCGCCUGGAUCAGACAUCAUCCUCUGUCAUCCGUAACCAUGAUCGCCUGGAUCAGACAUCAUCCUCAGUCACCCAUCACCCUGACCUCAAGGAUCAGACAUCAUCCUCAUCCUCUGUCAUCCAUCACUUUGACCUCCUGGAUCACAUAUCAUCCUCUGGCAUCCAUCACUCUGACCUUCUAGAUCACACAUCAUCCUCACCCUCAGUCAUCCAUCACCCUGACCUCCAGGUUCACACAUCAUCCUCUGUCAUCAAUCACCCUGACCUCCUGGAUCACAUUGCAUCUUCAUCCUCCAUCACUCUUUACUCUGACCUUCUGAAUCGCACAACCUCAUCCUCUGUCAUCGGUCACCCUGACCUCCUGGAUCAGACAUCAUCCUCAUCCUCUGUCAUCGGUCACCCUGACCUCCUGGAUCAGAAAUCAUCCUCAUCCUCUGUCACCCAUCACCCUGACCUUCUGAAUCGCACAUCGUCCUCAUCCUCUGUCAUUCGUCACCCUGACUUCCUAGAUCAGACAUCAUCCUCAUCCUCUGUCACCCAUCACCCUGACCUUCUGAAUCGCACAUCGUCCUCAUCCUCUGUCAUUCGUCACCCUGACUUCCUAGAUCAGACAUCAUCCUCAUCCUCUGUCACCCAUCACCCGGACCUUCUGAAUCGCACAUCAUCCUCAUCCUCUGUCACCCAUCACCCGGACCUUCUGAAUCGCACAUCGUCCUCAUCCUCUGUCAUCCGUCACCCUGACCUGGAUCAGAACUCUGGGGAAGUCUCGGUGGCUCAGGUUUCAUAUUGCAGACUUUGGAAGAUUGGAGAAGUACAGCACAGGAAAGAUUUGUGUUUACAACAAAGAAUGUUUCAGGAUGAAGCCCUUGUUACAUCUGCUGCAUCGGACAGUCUGUGGACUCACUCUAUGUUUUCUCUGAUCCCGGCAUGGAUGAAGAGAGCUCUAUUUAAACGAGCCACACCCCAAUCCCAAUCCCAGUCCAGAGCUGUCGUCCCUGCUUCUCCUGGAGGUGUGACGUUCCAGAAAUGUGCAACAAUAAGUGACCAGGGAAACCAGAACAAGGCUUCCAUCACUCUGCUCACAAACAACACUGGGGUGUCAUCUUCAGCAAUGAACCUGUCCAAUCUCAGCCUUUCUGACAACAUCACCGGCCUGCUCAUCGAGUCCCCCAGCUAUAACGGCAGCAGUCCAACUUCCGGAGUGCAGAUAUUCGGAAAAGAAUCUCUUGGAGCUGGAGAUGCCUUCCUUGUAUCAUACACGGCUUCGCUGAACACAACCGAUGCCAAGAACGGACUGAAAUAUCUUCUACCGGCUGUGCUAACCUUUCAGAAUUCUUCAGGGGUGCCUGGAACAACCUUCAGUAUUGUGGCUCCCUUUACAAUCACAUCAGAGGAAACAUCAAAUGUUUUACCCAACCAUGGUCUGCACGGUGCUGGAUUUGUCAUCGCCUUUGUUUUGUCUUUUCUGUUGACAUGCGCUAUUUUUCUAUUGUUAUACCGUUUGAAAAAAUUAAAGCCAAGGCGCGCAGGGAGAUUGCAUCAAACGAAUGGGGAAUCAAAAAGUGAAUCACAGGCCAAAUCGGCUGAUGGCGUUGCUGAAGAUGUGAGCGUGACUGACCGCUUGAUUGACAUCAUCGUCUUUGAGGAACCAGAACAAAUGCUUCAAGCUUUAGAUGACUCGGAGAUAGCUGGUCUGACUCAGGCAGAUGCAUAUUUAGAAGUGUGUCGGAUUCAGGUCUGCAAAGAUGUGACUGGGAUUCUGCUGAAAGAAAUGACAGGGGCUGGGACCCUCUACUCACUAGAGGAAAAGAAAAUAAGUUCUGUCGUGAGGGGUCACUGGCGUGACCUUGAGAAGAAAAUACAAGAGGAACAUCAUAGAAAGAUGGUAGCUUUGACAGCGGAAUGCAAUUUGGACACCAAGAAACAGAUGGAGGCUCAGCAUCGGCAACAGAAGGAGGCCAGCGUAGAGGCAGAGGCAAUCAUGAAACAUGCAGAGGAAAAGUUCAUCACGGAAUACAGAUCUCUUCUUGACAAGCUCCAAAGCCUUGAACAGAAUGAAAUGAAGAGGAUGCUUUUGUUUAAGCAGGAAGAGGAAUUUGCAAAGGCCUACAGACAGCUGGCUGUUACUCACAGGACAGAACUGCAUAAGAUCGUCUUUGAUCAAGUGCAGAUAUCAGCAAAAGCCAAACCGGAACUACGCAAAACUCUGAUAGAAAACUAUCUAAAAGUGCAGGAAGAGGCAGAAGACCUUAUUGAUUUUUUGCAAGCCACUAAAAAAUAUCACAUGAACAAAAGACUCGCUGUUAGAAAGAACUUGUUAUACAACAUCCAGCUAGGAGACAGUCGAUCGCGAUGCCAAUUAAAUUCUGCAGCAACACAAAUAGCAAAUCUUAUUAACAGAACAGAAAGGGCUGGAUACAUAAAUGAAAGCCAGGCCGAGCUGCUGUUGGAAAAAGCACAGUCAGAAGUUUUAAAAGUAAAACAGAAGUUAGAAACUGUAUUGAAACAAGAAAAACGAAAACUGCACCAGAAAUUUACCACCAAGAGGAACCGCCAGAUUCUACAGAGGCUGAAAGAUCAGAAGAAGGACCUGAGCAGUGUGCAGGAGGCUUGCAGGAACUCCAAGGAAUAUCUGGAAACCUGGAAAAAGCUGUACACUAAUCAUUGCCGGGAGCUUGAAGAGCUCUAUGAGAGGCAUGAUAAUGACGCCACAGACGAAUUAAAGGAGAUUAAAUACAGCCUGACCGAGAAGGCAAUUGAAGAUCUCAGACACGUCCAGAGUGCUGUAAUUAUCUCGGAUAUGUUGAAACUCAAUGUGCCCAGAAUGCAUCUCCAGCAGGCACUAGACGAGCACAAGAGAGAGGCGGCACUUCUGGCUCAGCAGCUAGAGAAAGAGGAAAGCGACAAGGCCGGCGAAUCAAGAGCCUCCCUGGAGAGCACCGUGAGGAAGCUUGAUGAGGAAUUCAAACUGAACGUCAAAGAACAGAAGAACCUCAGAAACUGGGAACAGUGCUUAUUCUCGAAGGUUCUCCUAUUACCUUUGUGUGCGUCUGAAGAUGAUGUACAUAAGAUACAGCAGGAGUUUCUCUGUGGCUUCUCCCAGAUGGACAUUACUCUAGCUCUACCUAAAAUCCAGGGAAGGAUUCUGCUCCAGAAGUAUCAGAGUGACUGGAGGAGCAUUGAGAUGCAGAAGAUAGAGUACAGGUUACUGGAAACCGAACGACAGUCAGGUUCAAAGACGAUCAAACAUCCUCAGGACAGAGCUGCGGAGAUCCUGAAGAAAUCCGCAGAGGAUAAAGUCUUGAUUUAUGAAGCACAAAUUACAGAUGACAAGAUUAAGCAGGUGCGUGGAGAGCUGCUACUGAAGAGAGUACACCAGCUGAAGGCCAGAGAGUAUAAGCUGGGGGAAUAUCUGACUUCUUUACAGUUCCAGAUAGUUCAUAGCAAAUCAAAGAUUUUCGCAGUCCACUCGGCCCUUCUUCAGCUGCAGUCCCUUUUAUUAAAAGAGGAAACCAAACCCAUAACGCACAACACAUCAGAGUAUGAACAGCUUCUACUCACACUAAAUCAGGAAAUAAGAGAGAUGGAUAAGACUUUGGAGACUUGGAUACAAAGAGAGACCACAUCCACAAAACUGCAAGAAGACGACCAGACCCAAGUUACUGCAGAUGUAUCUUGUGAAGACGAUGACUUGCCUUUAUCGGCAACUUUGAGAAAGGCACUUGGCAGACGCAAAUACUUCACAAAUCUCUAUCGUGACAGAAUGCAGAGAGAGGAAAUGGAGUAUGCACUGGUGGAAGAGCAAGAGGAAAGAGCCCAAGUGUACGCAUUGCAAACGUUAUACAACCAGGGCACCCGAUUGGCAGCUUAUCUGACUAAACGAUCCCUGGUACCAGAGGGCAUGUUGCAGCGAGUACUCAGCCUAUUGCUUCCUGCGAGCUCAGAGAGUGAAAUCUCUUCCCUGCUCCAUUCACUGGGCCAUAAAUAUUCAGACCGAGUUCCAGAAACUGGCAGCAUUGAGGAUGGAGCUGACAGCUGGAGGAAGAGGAAACAUCAGGAUCUGUGGGUGGCUAUGGAGAAGCAGAUCAGGGAAAGUCUGGCCAGCCAAGACGAGGAGAAAAACACAUUUCCCCUAAGAAAGAAAAGAAGCAUCCUGAAGAAGAAGAAGUUGCGUCCAGUGAAGCGAGUCUCAUUCUCACACCCAGGAAGUUUUAUCAAGCUGCUUCAGUCCAGUGCGGAAGCCUUAGAUAUUCCCAGUGUUGAAGAAAACUUGUAUAUAUUUCGAGUUCCUAAUGACUCUCCUAGCCCUCAAAGCAAACCUAAGAAGAAGAGGAGCUUUCUGAACUCCAAGAAGUCCACUGCUGUUCUAGCUUAGGAAAGCCACAUGGGUCCAGGCCAAGGGUGGAAACAUUUCUGGGGAGACAGCAGACUACCAAUCAUUUCAAUACCUAAUCACAUUUCCAAGCGAGGCUGGUCAAAGAAGUUCAUAAUUCUCGAGUGACAACUAAAGAUCAGCCUGUCUAUUGCCAAGUCGGCAAUGUCUUAAAGAACUCUGAAUUAACGCUAGGACCGGUGGAAAUCCCUACAUACAACCAAACAAUAGUUUUAAUAUUAUUGACCGCCACAUUCGGUCCUGAUAGGUGUCCAAAGAACUUCAGUACAAAACUCCUAAGGGGUUUCAUGAAUUUUUUAUUUUUCAUAUAUUUAUUCAAUGUAUCCUAAUUAUAUAAGCUAUGAUAUAUCGGCACUUUGUAGAGCGAAUCAUUAUCUUCGCUGUAUAAUGUGUGCUCGUUCCAGAAAUAUUCUCAAUUAUUCUAUACAUCAAUGCAAAGAGUGUGUACAAAGUGGAGUAACCAAUGGCAGCCAGUAGAAUUUAGUUUGUUGAAGUCACAUCAGUGAAAAUGAAAUUCUGAUUGGUUGCCAGUGAUUGUUGCACUUUGCUCUCUGCUUUAUUAAAGCCUAAUUAUACAUUUAUUUAUUUUUAGUGUUAUGAAAUUAGGCAUACUUCCACAGCAGUGUGCUCAAGAUUUGGACCACUAGGCUCUGUGUAAGGACAGCUGUUUGGAACUUCAGUUUUCCCAUGCACCCCCUACACUAGUGAUGGCGAACCUUGGCACCCCAGAUGUUUUGGAACUACAUUUCCCAUGAUGCUCAUGCACUCUGCAGUGUAUUUGAGCAUCAUGGGAAAUGUAGUUCCAAAACAUCUGGGGUGCCAAGGUUCGCCAUCAGUGCCCUACACAGACAAAACUAAUGUGCUGCAACCUACAAAACUUACCAUAAAAGUGCAAUUAGCUCAUGGCAACCAGUCAGAAUUCACUUUACUCAUUCAGUCGAAGAUGGAGUUUGUUAUUCUGUGGGUACUGUAUUUUGCUCCUUGCAUUCACCUAUGGAAUUAGGAAAGACAGGGCUACCUGUCAUGCUUGCCCAAUUAAAGUAAUGGGACUACACCACAACCAUGAUAUUACAUGUAAAAAAAAACAGAGGUGGGAUGUUGUAAGAGUUGUUUUGCUACAAGCCCAAAAAUUCAUGCACCAUUAUUAAUUCUUCAAAUUAUCCAUCUAAAAGCAUAUAUGACCAACUGGCUAAGACAAAAAUCCUGCUGCUCUUUAUACUGAGAUUUUACUUUUUAUCAUUUUUAUUCCCCACAAGCCUGGGACAAUCCAGAUUCUUGGCAGAAAUUGUAAGCCCUGAUGAAGCGGGCAAAUAAAACCCCCUGAAAUCUGGCAGCUUGUCUAUUUGUUGAUUUAUUAGAAAAUAAACCCUUCAUGGUCUCUUAA
Molecule: messenger RNA, 6323 nt
Organism: Rana temporaria (common frog)
Lineage: Eukaryota; Metazoa; Chordata; Amphibia; Anura; Ranidae
Gene: EVC2
Product: EvC ciliary complex subunit 2
Exons: 22
Coding region: 107-4921 (1604 amino acids)
Biological process (GO): smoothened signaling pathway
Cellular component (GO): ciliary membrane; plasma membrane protein complex
Source: RefSeq, a predicted model, not a curated record